Messenger RNA from Folsomia candida, 3565 nucleotides. RefSeq names its product piwi-like protein Siwi. The transcript has 13 exons. Lineage: Eukaryota; Metazoa; Arthropoda; Collembola; Entomobryomorpha; Isotomidae. The record is from RefSeq and is a predicted model, not a curated record. Gene Ontology annotation, biological process: regulatory ncRNA-mediated gene silencing. The coding region runs from base 308 to 3070 and encodes 920 amino acids. Gene Ontology annotation, cellular component: P granule. Gene Ontology annotation, molecular function: piRNA binding; protein binding.
UACAUGGAUGAGGCGUAGCUAAAUAUAUACAACGACGACUAUUUCCAUAUAACUAUAUGAAGAUCGAGUUGAGUCCCCUGGCGCCUAUCUGGCGGCUGAGGAUUCAACAGAAUACGUCGUGGUCUCUCCAUUCAGUCGCGUUGGACGAGUCAAGAAGGAAGCUUCAUCUCUGCCUCUCUCCUCACUCAUCAUCAUCAACGUUCUCCAGAAACAAUCGGUCGAGUUUUCCAAAUUUCCGAUCUGUAAUUCCAGAAAGUGGCAAGAACCCAUACUUGUCAUUACAGGUAUACGAGGUUUAUUUCACAAAAUGAAUACUUCUGGAGGGAGCAAGAGGAGCCAUGAUAGUAGCAGUCCGGAGGAGGGAGAAGAACGUGGCGUGGCAAGAGGUCGGUCACGCCCAAGGAGCGUAACAGGCGGUCCGCAGGCCGUACAACUUCGCCCAGUGGACCCAUAUGCACCUCCCCCUAUGGAGAUCGAGCCUGGGGACCAAUAUCAAAGACUUGCCGGCGAUCCCGGAUUUCAACAACUAGUAUCCGAAUAUCGAAGCGGUAACGGCAGUAGCAAUGGGAAUGGUAGCAGUAACGGGAACAACGGGAAUGGAAGUGAAGAUGGACGUGCCGGCUCUUCCAGCCCUGAAGAAGAGACUUUUGCCAGGGGACGGGGUCGCGGAGGUCGCGGAAGAGAUGAGCCCAUGCCCCGACAAGAAAGAGGGGUCCAAAGGCAACAUGAAUCUCGUUUCGGACGAGGAUUUGAAGAACUUCGUACCCGAGCUGAAGGCUUGGAUAAACAAGGAAAAUCUGGAACUGCCCAAAGGUUUUUCGUAAACUACUUUCAGUUGCAGAUGAAGAAAACUAUUGAAUUUCGCCUGUAUCUGGUCACAUUUGAUCCGGAGAUUGACCACAUCCCUAAACGAAAAGCUUUGGUGAGGAUGCGGGAAUCAGAUAUAGGACCAUAUCUCUUCGAAGGAACUCAAUUGUUCACAACAAGAAUUAUUCCAAUCGAAAACUUAAGAUUCGAAGCUUCUUUCCCAGACAAACCUGAGGAAGUUUGGACUGUUAACAUCGACUUUAUCCGGCAAUGUGACCGCAGGGAGCCUGUCGUCACCCAACUGUAUAACGUCCUCGUUAAGAAGGCUCAAGAGAAGCUGUCCCUUACACUGCUAGGUCGCUACUAUUUCGACUCUGAACAGAAGAUCCACAUUGCUCAACAUCGUCUCCAGCUCUGGCCCGGCUUUGUCACCUCUAUCCGGCAGAUGGAACGCGACGUCUACCUGAACGUAGAUUUGACCUUCAAGGUUUGUCGGACUGAGACGGUUUAUGCUCUAAUGACAGCAAUGCGAGAGAGGUCAUCGGGAAAUUUUAAACCGGCAAUCGAAGCCGCCGUAAUUGGAACCGUCGUAAUGACGGCAUACAACAAAAGAACCUAUAAAAUCACCGGCAUCAAGUGGGACCUCCGACCCACCCACUCUUUUACUGUGAGUCGUGGAGGCAUUGAAACUCAAAUUACAUUCAUGGAAUACUUUGAGAAAAAAGGGAUCCGACUUCACCCCGCACAACCAAUGCUAGUGUCCAGCCCGACGAAACGUGACAUUCGCCGAGGCGACACCGGGGACAAGAUUCUUCCUCCCGAGAUCUGCUAUCAGACCGGAUUGAAUGACGAGAUGAGGGCUAAUUUCAGGUUGAUGAAGGAUUUAUCUGGACACUUGCAUAUGCAACCACAACAAAGGAUUCAGCAAACUGUCCAGUUUGUUCGCCGGAUGAUUGAAAGUAAUGAUGUAACUUCCGAAUUGCUGGCCUGGGGAAUGCGAAUGCAAGGCGUUCCGUGUGAAGUUCCAGGACGCCUACUGGACCAGGAAGCCCUACGUUUUAAAACUGGCACGGCUAUUUCUGGCGAAGCAGCAGACUGGACAAUGGCAUUUAGAACAAAUCAAAUGCUGUUGGCCAAACCACUUCGAAGAUGGGCAAUUUUGUAUCCUAGCAGAGAUGCAGAGGGGAUUGAUAACCUCUUGAGAACAAUGGAUCGGGUUGGUCGGCCGCUUGGAUUCCCAGUCGGCAAUCCUAUCCAGGCUCGGGUAAAUCCACCUAACGAGUCCGGAUACACAAAGGAGAUAGACCGUGUGGUUGCUGAAAAUCGAGGACAACUCGAUAUGAUUAUGGUUAUCCUACCCUCUCCCAACCUAUCCGUAUAUGCAGCAGUAAAGAAAGCCUGCUCGCUGAAUUACGGGAUCCCGUCGCAAUGCUUUCUAUCAAAGAACGUUGCCAGCAAGGGACUCAUGUCCAUCAGCACAAAGUUGGUCAUUCAAAUGAAUGCCAAGUUGGGUGGGCAACCCUGGGGCCUAGCUAAUCCCCUCAAAGGGUUGAUGGUAAUUGGAUUUGAUGUGCACCAUGGAGGUGGACGAAGUUAUGGUGCUAUGACGGCAACGACCUCACAAAAUUUGGCGUCGUACUUCUCAACUGUUCUAACUUUAUCGCCGGGUCUUGAAAUGGCAGGAGAAAUAGGAUUGUCAUUGCGAAAGUGUCUGCAGGCGUAUCGAGUCCGGAACGAAGGAGAGCUACCCACUCGCAUCAUGUUUUACCGAGAUGGAGUGGGUGAGGGGCAACUUCGAUACGUGGUGGAGACUGAACUAGUGGCACUGCAGAGCUCAAUAGCUGACUAUUACGCGAAUGUUGGAGAACCAAAAUUCUCAAUGGUCAUUGUGACAAAGAGGAUCAAUACCCGAAUCUUCCUGGCUUUGGGAAAAGAUAACAGGGUCUCUAAUCCUAGCCCCGGAUCUAUCGUUGAUGAUGUUAUUACCUGUCCUGAGAAAUAUGAUUUCUACCUGGUGCCACAGUCGGCUCGACAGGGCACGGUCUCACCCGUUGGUUUUAAUAUUAUCCACGAUACUUCCGGGCUUGAUGCUGAUAAGAUGCAGCGCUUUGCGUUUAAACUCUGUCAUGGAUACUUCAACUGGAGUGGAACAGUUGCUGUCCCUGCGCCUUGCCAGUAUGCUCACAAACUGGCAUUUUUAACCGGCACUGCCCUCCUUAACGAGACCCAUGACGCUCUACUCAAUAACUUGCAUUAUUUGUAGACUGCAAACUAAAGUUUUUCAACUUUAAAAAAAUACUUUUAAAUUCUAGACUAUAAUACCGAUAAUCUUUAGAACUAUGACUUAUAAUUUGUAGCUACUGCAAAUCAAACUGUUUUUAUAUUUGAAUUUUAUUUUCUUACAUUGUCUAAAUUUUCUUAUGAUACUACUUCACUUUUGAAGAAAACGAUUUUUGGGCGUCUUCCACCCGGAUAUAAAUGUAGAUUUUUAUUUUAUAUUACAACUUCCGAAAUAACUUUUGCGAUACAAAUAGUAAUUACUUGAUUAUUUAAUAGUAUGAUCUCCUACCAUAAGAUUAUAUUACCAAAAACUGGUGAUUUUUUGUUUAUUUACAACCGUUAAAUAACUUUACAGUGCAAAAUUGUAAGCUUUCCAGUUCUUGAAAUUAGUUGAUUAUCUUUAAUUGUUGUACCUUGUUCGUUAUAUGUGUUUUAACUCAUUGACGAAAUAAAAACCUAAACUAUACGCUCCUUUAAA